Emiliania huxleyi CCMP1516 is the source of this 573-nucleotide messenger RNA. RefSeq lists its product as hypothetical. The transcript has a single exon. The record is from RefSeq and is a predicted model, not a curated record. Gene Ontology annotation, molecular function: protein binding. NCBI's taxonomy places the organism in Eukaryota, Haptophyta, Isochrysidales, Noelaerhabdaceae. The annotation marks the transcript as partial.
CUAGCUCUGGGUGAAGUCUGGACUCCGCCCGCAGCGUUCACGCUGGUCUCCGCGACUUGCUGACGCACCCUGCGAUGCCGCUCUCCGGCGGCGAGCCCUCGCCCUACUUUGAGUGGGAGUACAAGGGCCUGAAUAGCGCCAGCGACACCGGCUGGCGUCCCGCGCCGCUCUUGCUCGAGCACCUGCGCAACAACCAUCCCGAUCUGAAAGUGCUCAAUCUCGAUGGGCGAGGGCUCGGCGACGAGGCCGCAAUGCCUCUUGUGCGCGCGCUCGAAGAGAACACGACGGUCACGUCGCUCCGCCUGGGCCGGAAUCAGAUGGACGAGGCACUGGGUGCGCUCGCCGAGAUCCUCAAAACCAACGCCUCGGUCACGAGCGUGGACGUGCGACAGAACGACAUGGGCGCUGGUGUGGCGGCGAGCUGGGCGGCGCUGCUUGCUACCAACGCGACGCUGACGGAUCUCAACCUCAGCAGCAACCAAAUCGGCGCCAGCGCCAAGGACCUCGCCGAGGCGCUCGGCAAGAACUCGACGCUGCGCACGCUCUCCGUCGAGGACUGCGGCAUUGAGGACG